Molecule: messenger RNA, 1720 nt
Organism: Oncorhynchus kisutch (coho salmon)
Lineage: Eukaryota; Metazoa; Chordata; Actinopteri; Salmoniformes; Salmonidae
Product: mitogen-activated protein kinase kinase kinase 20-like
Exons: 12
Coding region: 194-1720 (508 amino acids)
Biological process (GO): protein phosphorylation
Cellular component (GO): cytoplasm
Molecular function (GO): ATP binding; MAP kinase kinase kinase activity
Source: RefSeq, a predicted model, not a curated record
UCUGACUGCUCUCUUUCUCUGUCUGCUCUCGUUCUCUGAGUCCAUUCUGCUAUCGGGUGUGUGUGAUUAAACUUUCUCUCCCUCUCUCAGACCCUUUCCCUCUCUCUCUCUGUUCCCUCUCUCUCUCUCUGUUCCCUCCCCUCUCAGAUUGCUCUGUUUACUCAGAGCGGCUGUCUUCGAGUGCGUGUCAGCCAUGUCGUCUCUGGGUGCCUCGUUUGUCCAGAUAAAACAUGAGGACCUGCGGUUCUAUGAGAACUGUGGAGGGGGCAGCUUUGGGACUGUGUACCGAGCACACUGGAUAUCUCAGGAUAAAGAGGUCGCUGUGAAGAAACUACUCAAGAUUGAGACUGAGGCUGAGAUUCUGAGUAUUCUCAGUCAUAAGAACAUCAUUCAGUUCUAUGGAGCCGUACUGGAGUCCCCCAACUAUGGAAUCAUCACAGAGUAUGCAGGCGGAGGUUCUCUGUAUGAGUACCUGUCCAGUGAGCAGAGUAAGGAGAUGGACAUGGAACAGAUCAUGACCUGGGCCGUGGAGAUAGCCAAAGGAAUGCACUAUCUUCAUUCGGAAGCCCCAGUCAAAGUCAUUCACAGAGACCUCAAGUCACGAAACGUGGUACUGACAGCAGACAAGGUACUCAAGAUCUGUGAUUUUGGAGCGUCUAAGUUCCAGUCCCACACCACCCACAUGACAGUGGUGGGCACAUUCCCCUGGAUGGCCCCAGAAGUCAUACAGAGCCUACCUGUAUCAGAGACCUGUGAUACAUUCUCCUACGGAGUGGUGCUAUGGGAAAUGCUGACACGGGAGGUUCCCUUUAAAGGCUUCGAGGGGCUGCAGGUGGCUUGGCUGGUGGUGGAGAAACAAGAGAGGCUGACCAUCCCCACCAGUUGUCCGCCUAGCUUUGCUGACCUGAUGAAGAGAUGCUGGCAGGUUGAACCAAAGGAGCGUCCAGUGUUUAAACAGGUGUUGGGGACUCUGGAGACCAUGUCUAAUGACAGCAGACUACAAGACCAGUGUAACUCAUUCCUACACAACAAGGACCAGUGGAGGUGUGAGAUAGAUGCUACGUUGGAGAGGUUGCGGAGGCUGGAGAGAGACCUGGCCACUAAAGAGAAGGAGCUGGAGGAGAGAGAGCAAAGACUGAAACUGUGGGAGGAGAGACUGAUGGAGAGGUCCAAUGUGACACCUUUCUUCUCCCCUAUAGCAUCAGGCAUCGGUUCGGAGUCGUUCUUCCACUCUCAGUCUCAGGAGUCCAACAGCGCCAAGAUAUCCUGCCUCAUCCGAACCCUCAGCAAUGGAGAGAAGGACAGGGGAAUGGAGGGGGGGGUGGACAGGGGAAUGGAGGGGGGGGUGGACAGGGGGAAAUGGGGGUUCCAGUCCAUGCUUAGAGGCUUAUCAAGCAGUCUUGGGGAGGCAGCUGAUAUUGAUGGGGUAGAGGGGGUAGGUGAUAUGGACAUGAACAUGGGGGAGAUAGGUGACCUGGGGGUGGUAGUGGUCAGGGGUAAUACGGCUGGGGUCAUAAGUCACAAGGUCAGGAGUGAGUUAGGGGUCAGAGGUCAGGGGGUGAGGUCGGGAGUACAGAUGAGCAUGUGGACAACGUCCAAUCAGAACUCUUCUAAGAUUUGCAGCGUGCGACAGGGAACCAAAAUCAAUAUGGCCGCCACCGUUGCGGCGUUAGACAUGAACGUGAUGGAGCUGUGCUGGUCUGACCACGACAGUGACUAG